Messenger RNA from Chironomus riparius, 2167 nucleotides. Lineage: Eukaryota; Metazoa; Arthropoda; Insecta; Diptera; Chironomidae. The record is from the annotation of a GenBank genome assembly.
CAGGUUACACUGUAUAAAUUUGUUAUUGUCUGAAAUAUUAAUUAAUUCUAGUAGAAAAGUACAUCAAAAAUGGACGAAAACUGUAAGACAGUCUUUGUGCUAGAUCAUACACCAUAUUUUGGAAUAAGCAGCGAAGAGCCAUUUUUUUUGGAUUUACGAGGAAACUCUCGAGUUCCUGUAAAGAAAAGUUUGUGGACUAAUGCCAUCGAAAGUUCAAUAGAGUACUGUCGAAUUGUCUGGGAUCUGUUUCCAAACAAUAAACUAAUUAGAUUUAUCAUUUCUGACAAGGCUGCACACAUAGUAAAUACAUGGGAUCCUCAUACUCAAAAUAUGAAUCACAUCAGCAAUGCUAUGAUAAUGGUUGGAGCACCGCGAAAUAUGCAGCAAACAUCAGAUUACACAGUUAUUCAUGGUUUAAGAGCUGCAAUUGAGGCAUUGGCAGAGUCAACAGAAUUUCAAAAAGAAUACAUACAAAAGCAUGAGACUAAAAGAGUCUCUAAUCGUGGGCGAGUGAUAGUUUGUACUAGUGCUAGAGAUAAUACAAGCAUGAAUAGUCUUGAGAAGAUCUUCCAUCAAGUUUUAGUCCAACAGAAUGCAAUUUCAGUGAAAAGUGAACAUCUCUUGAACAUUGACUAUUGUCAUCUCGUUAUUAUCAAUUUAUAUCCAUCAAAUAUCGAGACUUUUGUGACUAGUCGUGGAUGUAUGGAAAUUAGCACAAAUUUGAGAUCCGAAAUUCAUUCAUAUGCUGCUGGAAAGCUUCCAAAGCUACUAAUGAGUUUGAUUCUAAAGCAUUACAAUCUAGCAUCAACAACAGUCACAAAUAUUCCGAUGAAAGAGGAACAAAAUUCAAGUUCUAGUGCUAAUUAUGAUGUUGAAAUAUUUCACGAAUCUAGAACUCACAGUGUCUUCCUUGGUUCGGAACUUCCAAGAAGUAUAAAAGAAGGAUUUGAGUACGAAACUGUCACUCUUAAAUGGUGCACGCCUAGAUCUGGUGCUUCAGAAAUGCAACAUUGUGUUGUACAGAAUAGAAUUACACCUGUUGAUGUCACAUCACGUCCAAGCUCAUGCUUAAUCAAUUUCCUGCUUAGUGGACGUUCUGUUUUAUUAGAAAUGCCAAGGAAGUCUGGUGGAAAAAUCACAAGUCAUUUACUGUCUGCGCAUGGAGGUGAAAUAUUCAUUCAUUCCCUAAAUACAUCCAGAACUGUUCUAGAGGAUGCUCCAUCAAUUUCUGAAGGCACUGGAGGCAAAAUUGUUAAUUAUAGAAUACCUGAUUUUGUUCAAACAACCAUUCAACAACGUCUAGUUCCUCUAAAAAUGAAAUAUCCUGAUGAUAAUUUAGGAAAAGUCAGAGCACGAGUUGCAAAAAUGACAAAAUAUUGGCCAUUAACAUUCAAUUCGACAGUCGUUUUCAACAUCAGACAAUACCUUGAGCCAAUUCUCAUCCUAACAGCAAAAGAAGAUUUAACUGAAGAGGAAGUACUUGCAUGUCAGCAAUGCCUUUAUCAACUUGUUGGUGUUGAAUCGCGUCAUGAAAUGGUCCUUAAUAAUCAAAGAAUUAAAGGAAACAAGAAAGAUGAUCAAUAUAGGCUUAUGUGGAAUGAACUGGAAGUAAUUGUUGGAUUGAAUGGAAAAUCUGCAGGUCAUAAAGCAAUUCUUCAAUGCAUUCGUAAAGUUCGUAGUGCUCAAACACCUGAAACACCUGAGAAAAUUGAUGUUGAUUCAGGACUUGGUGGAUUAAGGAAAAUGCUUGAUGUCAACGAAACCUCGUCAUCGAUUAGUGUCUUAAGAUCAUCAGUUGAUUCUCCGUUAUCACCGACUCCACUUGAAAGACAUAAAGGAUUAAAAAGUAGAGCAACAGUGUCAUUGUAUGACAUUAUGAUGGCUAAGGAACAAGCAGUUGCAACAAAAAGAAUUGAUUUUAGUGGCAGAUUGGCAACUCCUGCAGGGCAAAUUGCUGUUCUUUAUCCUCAUUUAUUAGCUAAGGAAGCACAAGGCGAAGUUAAGACGUAAAAUUUUGGAAUUGAAAUGAACAAUGAGUGAGAAGAAUAAAAAUUUAUUAGAAAAAAAUGAUAGAUUCAACUAGAAUUAGGGGAUUAAUUACAAAUCAGUGGAAAGUCAUCAACAAAGCUAGUCAAACUGUAACAGUUUGAAGGAAACUUAAAAUAAG